Molecule: messenger RNA, 7144 nt
Organism: Exophiala viscosa
Lineage: Eukaryota; Fungi; Ascomycota; Eurotiomycetes; Chaetothyriales; Herpotrichiellaceae
Product: DNA polymerase epsilon catalytic subunit A
Exons: 1
Coding region: 190-6912 (2240 amino acids)
Biological process (GO): DNA replication proofreading; base-excision repair, gap-filling; nucleotide-excision repair, DNA gap filling
Cellular component (GO): nucleus; epsilon DNA polymerase complex
Molecular function (GO): DNA-directed DNA polymerase activity; zinc ion binding; single-stranded DNA 3'-5' DNA exonuclease activity
Source: RefSeq, a predicted model, not a curated record
CGACGACGAUUUCUGAUCCCUCACACUUACUAGGUACUCCGUACUCGUGCACAGUAUUUCGCAACAACACUCUGUGCGCUGGUCUACGACUAUAUGUGCUCACGACUAGCAUGUAUUGUGCACUUCGACUUGGCUUUAUGAGCUGAGAGGAAAACAUAAGAUUCCAGUCACCGCCUGCGUCUCGCCGCAAUGCCGGUCAGGAAACCCAGCAGAUAUGGCUCCAAUGUCAGAUUUGUCAAAAAUUCUGCUCGAGAUCCUCAGGCCAAGACGGUAGACUCUUCCUCUUUACGCCAUACCGAGGCAACCUCUCAAGAUGAAAAGCUCCAAGCCACGCGGCUGGCCAACAGCAUCGACGAGGCAAUGGGAUUUCCCAGGUUCGACUCUGGCAGGAAAAAGGUGGGAUGGCUCUACAACAUGCACAGUACCACGGUCGAAGACUCAAAAGUGCCUGGCGGCCGAGCAGGAGUCGAUUUCUACUUCAUUGGCGACGAUGGUGACAACUUCAAAGCAACUGUCGAGUACGAUCCCUAUUUCUUGGUCGCCGUAAAACGAGGUCGAGAAGCAGAGGUGGAAGAGUGGUGCAAGAGAAUGUUUGAAGGUCUGGUCAAAACAGUCUCGCGAGCCACGAAAGAGGAUCUGCAGAUGCCGAAUCAUUUGCUUGGGUAUAAACGCACGUUUCUACAAUUGACCUUUGCCAAUGUGUCGGACCUGCUGGCCGUGCGCAAGACAGUGAUGCCUAUCGCUGAGAAGAACAAGGAAAAACUCAAUGCCAUGGAUACUUACGCGGAGGUAGCUACUGCAACAGCUGGAUUCGAUAUUUACGAUGAAGAGCAGCUCAAUGACACCCGAGCCACCAGCAUUGCUGAUGCGAGCGAUUUCAUCGUCGACAUUCGAGAAUAUGAUGUUCCGUACCAUGUCCGUGUGACCAUCGACAAGGACAUACGGAUUGGAAAAUGGUACAGCGUGGAGGCAAAGCAUGGUUCGGUCACGCUCACUUGCCUCGAAGAACGUCUACAGCGUGCCGAUCCAGUCGUGCUUGCCUUUGAUAUCGAAACGACCAAAUUGCCCCUCAAGUUCCCAGAUUCGGUCAUCGACCAGAUCAUGAUGAUUUCAUAUAUGAUUGACGGUCAAGGCUUCCUCAUAACCAACAGAGAAAUCGUCUCCGAGGACAUUUCCGACUUUGACUACACGCCUAAAGCCGAGUACGAAGGCCCCUUCAUGAUCUUCAAUGAGCCCAACGAACGGGGAGUCCUUGAACGCUUCUUCUCCCACAUCAAAGAAGCCCGGCCUAACGUCAUCGCAACUUACAACGGUGACUUCUUCGAUUGGCCCUUUGUCGAAGCUAGGGCCAGUGUCUUGGGCAUCGACAUGUAUGCCGAGAUAGGGUUUCGCAAGAACAGUGAAGACAUCUAUCAGAGCGACUAUUGUGUCCAUAUGGAUUGCUUUGCUUGGGUCAACAGAGACAGCUACCUUCCUCAGGGCAGCAGAGGUCUGAAAGCGGUGACAGUCGCCAAACUGGGAUACGACCCAGACGAGCUGGAUCCCGAGCUGAUGACACCCUACGCAAACGAACAUCCCCAGAUCCUGGCAGAAUACUCCGUCUCAGAUGCCGUGGCCACCUACUACCUGUACAUGAAAUAUGUCCACCCUUUCAUCUUCUCCCUAUGUACUAUCAUCCCGCUCAGUCCUGACGACACUUUGAGAAAGGGCACGGGCACUCUAUGCGAGAUGCUGCUGAUGGUGGAAGCGUAUCAGAAGAGGAUCGUCUUGCCGAACAAACACAAAGAACCGAGAGAAGCAUUUUGGGAUGGCCAUCUGCUCGAUUCGGAAACGUACGUCGGUGGGCAUGUCGAAAGUAUUGAGGCUGGUGUCUUCCGUGCAGAUAUACCGGUCAACUUUGCUAUCGACACCACGGCUAUCGACGAGCUAAUUCGUGACCUUGACGCGGCGCUGAAGUUUUCUAUAACUGUCGAAGAAAAGAAAUCCAUGGACGAUGUAACGAAUUAUGACGAAGUUCGCGCUCAGAUUUGUGAGAAGUUGAACAACUUGAGGAAUACGCCAAACAGAAGUGAGCGUCCACUGAUUUACCACUUGGACGUGGCUUCCAUGUACCCCAAUAUCAUGACGACUAAUCGAUUACAACCGGACUCCAUGAAAUCCGAGUCGGACUGUGCGGCUUGCGACUUCAACCGGCCGGGAAAGACUUGCGACCGACGGCUACCCUGGUCAUGGAGAGGAGAAUUCUUGCCGACGAAACGAGACGAAUACAACAUGAUUCGGAGAGCCAUCGCAAACGAAACGUUUCCUGGGAAAUAUGCCAAGUCUGCCCGAAGGACUUUCCAAGAACUGAGCCUUGACGAGCAGGCAGCGGCAGUGCGGAAACGACUUCAAGACUACUCAAAGAAGAUCUAUCACAAGAUUCACGAUUCCAAGACCCUCGAACGUGAAGCGAUCAUCUGUCAGCGUGAGAAUCCUUUCUAUGUGGACACAGUACGUGACUUUCGUGACAGACGUUACGAUUUCAAGGGCAAGCAGAAGGUAUGGAAAGGAAAGACGGAAGCUUUGAAGUCGUCGGGUGCUUCAGCUACCGAAAUUGAAGAGGCAAAGAAAAUGAUUGUCCUAUUCGACUCCCUACAACUCGCACAUAAGGUCAUCCUGAACUCUUUCUAUGGCUAUGUGAUGCGGAAAGGUUCGAGAUGGUAUUCCAUGGAAAUGGCUGGUGUCACAUGUUUGACUGGUGCUCAUAUCAUUCAGAUGGCCAGAGAACUUGUGGAACGCAUUGGCCGACCAUUGGAAUUGGAUACUGAUGGUAUCUGGUGCAUGCUGCCGGCCACUUUUCCAGAAAACGUCGUUUUCACCCUGAAGAACGGAAAGAAGAUGGCAAUUUCAUACCCUUGUGUCAUGCUCAACCAUCUUGUGCAUGCCCGAUACACCAACCAUCAAUAUCAGACACUCGUCGACCCUGCCACCUUCAGAUAUGAGACUCACAGCGACAACUCGAUCUUCUUUGAGGUUGAUGGCCCUUACAGAGCAAUGAUUUUACCGACAUCGAAAGAAGAGGACAAAAACUUGAAGAAGCGAUAUGCUGUAUUCAACCAUGAUGGAACCCUCGCAGAACUGAAAGGGUUUGAGGUCAAACGUCGAGGCGAGCUGAAACUCAUCAAGAUCUUCCAGACUCAAAUCUUCAAAUUCUUCCUGGAAGGCACUACUUUGGCUGAGACCUAUGCUGCUGUUGCCCGUGUCUCGAACCGCUGGCUUGACGUGUUGCACCAACAUGGCUCUACGCUUGCCGACGAGGAAUUGAUCGACCUCAUUUGCGAGAAUAAGAGCAUGGCCAAGACUCUGGAGGAGUAUGGCGCGCAGAAAUCGACUUCCAUCACCACAGCGAAACGCCUGGCUGAGUUUUUGGGCGAACAAAUGAUCAAGGACAAAGGUUUGAACUGUAAAUACAUCAUCUCCUCAAGACCAAAGAACACUCCCGUUACCGACCGGGCGAUUCCAGUCGCGAUCUUCUCUGCAGAGGAAGGUGUCAAACGAUUCUUCCUACGCAAAUGGCUGAAGGAGGAUCCAGCAGAUAUGGACCCAAGAACAGUGAUUGACUGGGACUAUUACCUGGAACGUCUGGGUUCUGUGAUUCAGAAGCUUAUCACGAUUCCAGCUGCCUUGCAGAAAAUUCGGAAUCCCGUCCCCCGUGUGGCACAUCCAGAAUGGCUGCAAAAACGGAUCGCGGCAAAGGACGACAAAUUCCAGCAGAAAAAAGUUACCGGAUUUUUCGAAAAGAAGCCGUUAGCAGAGCGAUCUGUGAACCUCCUCGAUCACAGACUUCCCCCGAGCGGCGACAUCGAGGAGGCUCUCGAUGCUGACCUGAAAUCUCAAGUGCGACUUAGCAAACCAUCCAAGCGGAAAGCUCCCGAACCCAUCAACCAAGUCUUGAUCGACCCGUAUGCAACACUGUCAUCGGAUGCUCCUGCAAACGACGAAGAUUACAGUGGUUGGCUCCAGCAUCAAAAGCAAAAAUGGAAGAUCCAGAAGCAAGCCCGGGCUAGGCGGCGGCAGCUGUUCGGAGAAAGACCAAACAUUGCAACAGACUCCAUCAGCAGCUUCUUCCGGAACCAAGCAGAAAUGCUGUACAUCAACACCUGGCAUGUCCUUCAACUGCGUCAGGGAGAAUCACCUGGCGAGGUCACGGCCUUUGUCGUCAUUGGCAAGAAAAUACACUCCUUGAGCAUCAAAGUACCACGGACACUCUAUCUCAAUCUGAAAGCUGAUGAGCUACCCAAUGUGGAGGUUCCUGGUUGCGAGGUAGAGAAAGUCACCCACACCCUGCCAAAUGGACAUCCAUCAGUGCAUCUCUUCCAGCUGACCAUGCCGGAAGACACGUAUUUGCGUGAGGCAGAAUCUGUGUCACUGUUGUGCAAUCACCCUAGUGUCGAAGGUGUCUAUGAACGCCAGGUGCCUCUGUCCUUGCGGGCCAUGCUGAAGCUGGGCAACAUGUGCGCUUUCGAUGAGAGCCAAAAGGGUGUACUUGGAAAAGGGCUGGAGCAGGGCUUCGACCUAUCAGCACUACUGAGGAGCAAUUCACAAUCGACCUACCUGGAAGAUCCUAGCUCUAUGGGCUAUGUCUACGUCUACCAUGUUACCGCAGGGGACCGGAAUGUCUUCGCUCUCUUUUCGACAUCAAGAACAGAGGCGCACAUUGUUGUUCUGAGUAAAAGCCGUGACGCUCAGCUUCCGAAUGCCGACAAGAUCUAUGCUGAGCAAUAUCGACAGAAAAUCCAAGAACAGGCAUUGCUGGAAACCAGCUUUGCGUAUCAAAACAGCAUAAAUUUCAAGGUCUCACAAGUGACAACGAAACGAAAAGCACACCUUGAGAUUAGCGACAUUCUGAAGAAGUGGCGGAAUGAAGAGUCCAAACCCACGAUGCUCCUGUUACAAACAACUUCGCACAAGCAGCUCGUACAUGAUAUCCGGAUCAUGAAAGAUUACCCAAUAUUGUGUCUGCCCAUGGAACACGCCGAUGCGGAUCUGCCUUCUCUUGGCUGGCAAGGGCAUGCGUUUAAGCAGCUGAUGUCACACUACCUCAAUGUUGCUGGAUGGCUGGCACAUCUGAUCGAGCUGGCGCGCUACGGCGAUGUGCCGUUAUGCAAUCUCGAGAAGGACGAUCCCCGCUUCCUCAUUGAUCUGGCCUAUGCCCGUCGGCUGAAAAACAGCAACGUUGUGCUAUGGUGGUCUGAUCAGCCACGCCCAGACCAUGCUGGUCACGAACGAGAUGAUAUCGUGGGGCAACUCACCGAGGUUGUAGAAAUGCCAGCGAUCAACAACGCAGGAGCCUAUACUUCUGUCUGUGUGGAUGUUUCAGUUCAGAACCUGGCGAUCAAUACCAUAUUGACAUCUUCUAUCAUCAAUGACCUCGAGGGUUCUGCAGAAUCGGUUGCAUUCAAUCCCGCUGGUGAUGGCGAGCCAACUCAGAAUGGUGGCACAGCCAAAUCCAAUGGAGGCUUUGCCCAGGCUGCGCUCGAGGUACUUCGAGAAAUGGUCAAAUCGUGGUGGGCAGAAGCCUGUCGUGGCAACCGCCUUGCAGAUGUGAUGGUCCAACACCUGGUACGAUGGGUCGAGGCACCUGCAUCAUGUCUGUACGAUCGGCACCUGCACUACUAUGUCCAGAUGAUGUCGAAGAAGGCAAUGCAGCAGCUCAUUACCGACUUCCGACGAGUCGGGUCGAAUGUUGUGUUCGCAAGUCCGACAAGAUUGUUAUUGCAGACAUCCAAGCAAGAAGUUGAGAAUGCUUAUGCGUACUCACAGUACAUUCUCAAGUCGAUUCAGCAGAAACCCCUGUUCCAUUUUCUCGGACUCGAGGUCAAGGACUAUUGGGACAUACUCAUCUGGUAUGAUGCAUACAACUACGGUGGCAAAGGCACCCAGGUUGUUACGGAAGGGACCAACAACUCGAAUCUGGAAACGGUUGUUCAUUGGCAGCUCUCUCAAUUUCUGCCAUUGCCCUUGCAGCCUGUAUUCGAUGACUGGGUGAUCACGUUCGUCGAGUUGAUGCAGAAUUUGAAAAGACCACCCAGCUCAUCGGACGAAACCUCAGCGACACCCCGGCCUACACAAGUGCCUUCAGCAUUCAUUAGCUUGACUGAGGAUCCUACGAGCACCGAGAUUACCACUGUCUUGCAGGAUGACUUCUCGAAGCCGUUGAAAAAGCAGAUCACGGCUCUUAUUCGGCGGCAGCGAGAAGAGUUGCUUCAUCCUGAACUUGCCAGCGAUUGGACUUUCCCGUCUCUGCCGGGCGGCACCCUGGACUCACAGGAUCAGCGACAUCCGCGAAACCCUGUCCUGGAGUUGGUAAAAUCCUUGAUGCAGAUUGUGUCUUUGUCAAAGCCACUCCAGCUCGAAGCACGACUUCUCCGUAAAGAGCUCUUGGCAUUAUUCGACGUGCGGGAGUUUGGGCAAGAGGCUCGUUUCGAAAAUCCAAGCGCAAGCCUGCGGUUCGACAACUUGGUCUGCGAUACAUGUACCAUGACAAGAGAUCUGGAUCUGUGUCGAGAUGAGGAUAUUCUACCUGACAUUCAGAACGGAGAAGUGGACGCAACUAACAAGCCUUGGAGAUGUUUGAGUUGUCAGAGUGAGUACAACAAGAUCGCUCUGGAGGAGAGCUUGAUUGCUAGGGUACAAGCGUCGCUGCUGGGCUGGCAAUUACAAGACCUGAAAUGUAAGAAAUGCGGUACUCUGCAGGGUGAUGACUCGCUGUUCAGUGAUCACUGCGCAUGCGGUGGAGAAUGGACUGGCACUGCGGACCGCGGUGAGAUUCGAUCAAAGUUGAGAGUCAUGGAGCGUGUUUCGUCGGCGUAUGGCUUACGCAUGCUGUCUGGUGUUAUUGAGGGUGUCAAGGCUAUGUGCUUAUUAUCAUGAGAAGACGUUAUGUUGGGUGGCUGCAUGUACAGUGGCGUCUUGAGGGCAUGGCAAUGUGCAACGAAGCAUUGAUGGGUGUUUAUGAAAAUAGCAUAGCGAAAUGGUGCCCUUGUUGGAUGGACUAAGUUAGCUGGUGUUGGGACAUGCCAAGGUAGUCAAUCGCGAUGGUGCGGUAAGUCCUCGGCAUUAUGGGGGAACAAUAAAGCCGCCAGGCAAGAUGACUUAGCCUGGG